Aspergillus puulaauensis is the source of this 1098-nucleotide messenger RNA. Its product is annotated as MYG1 family protein. Gene Ontology annotation, cellular component: cytoplasm; nucleus. The coding region runs from base 1 to 1098 and encodes 365 amino acids. NCBI's taxonomy places the organism in Eukaryota, Fungi, Ascomycota, Eurotiomycetes, Eurotiales, Aspergillaceae. The record is from RefSeq and is a predicted model, not a curated record. The transcript is spliced from 2 exons.
AUGUUCCGGCAAUUUCUCAAAAUGGCCUCCGAAUCCGUCAGCAAGAAACCCCGCAUUGACUCCCCGUCCAUCGGGACUCACAACGGCCACUUUCACGCUGAUGAAGCCCUCGCUGUCUACCUCCUCCGCCUCCUCCCCGCCUACUCCCAGUCACCCCUAACUCGCACCCGUGACCCCGCCCUCCUCGCAACCUGCCACACAGUCGUCGACGUCGGCGGUGAAUACGACGCCUCCACAAACCGCUACGACCACCACCAGCGCACCUUCAACACAACCUUCCCAGGGUACAAGACGAAGCUCUCCUCCGCAGGCCUGGUGUACAUGCACUUUGGGCAAAACAUCAUCGCCAAUCACGCCUCUCUCCCGACCGAGCACAGCAAUGUAAGCUUGAUCUUCAACAAGCUGUACGCGGACUUCAUCGAGGCGAUUGACGCCAACGACAACGGUAUCGCGGCUUACGAUCCCGAGAGUAUUGCGCAGGCCGGCAUCGAGAAGAAAUUCAAGGAUGGCGGUGUCACGAUCGCAAGCAUUGUAAAUGACAUGAACUACCCCACUCCCGAGGACGAGGCCGCGCAGCUCGACGAGGACGGCCUGUUUAACCAGGCGAGUCAGUUCGUGGGCUCCGUAUUCUCUCGCAAGCUCCGCGGGGCCGUUUCGUCCUGGUUACCUGCCCGUGAAACGGUGAAGAGCGCCUACGAGGGCCGGAAGGACGUUCACGGUAGCGGAAAGAUCAUGGUUCUCCCGCAGGGCGGGGUUCCGUGGAAGGAGCAUCUGUACAACUUCGAGAAGGAGGCGAAGGCUGCCGGUGCUGGAGAGGAGGCUGAAGUGGCCUAUGUUCUCUACCCCGAGAGUGCCACGGAGGGGUCCAAGUGGCGGGUCCAGGCUGUCUCCGUGAACGAGGGGAGCUUUGUCUCGAGGAAGCCCCUGCCUGAGAAGUGGCGCGGGGUUCGGGAUGCGGAUCUGGAUGGUGUUCUUGCUGCUGAAGGUGGUGAGCCUGCUAUCCCUGAGGGAGCGGUCUUUGUCCAUGCGAGCGGGUUCAUUGGUGGACACAAGACGCGCGAGGGAGCGUACGCUAUGGCUGUCAACGGUCUGCAGUAA